Molecule: messenger RNA, 2636 nt
Organism: Emiliania huxleyi CCMP1516
Lineage: Eukaryota; Haptophyta; Isochrysidales; Noelaerhabdaceae
Exons: 14
Coding region: 973-2427 (484 amino acids)
Source: RefSeq, a predicted model, not a curated record
ACGAGGCGGUAUCCAUCGAGCACAAGCUCAUCAUGACCUCCACGCAAAAGAGCGGCUGGGCACUCAAGUCGCACCGCGGCAAGUCGUUCUGCAAGCGCCAGGAGAAGCGCUUCUUCGUGGUCGAGGGCAACUUCGUCUCCUACUACAAGAACGGCAACAAGUCCAACCGCACGGGCAAGUUCGACAUGCGCACCAUCGUCAGCCUCUCCUGCCCCGAGUCCGGCGAGCACGUCGGCUGCCACGUCCUCAUCAAGCUGCAGAGCAAGACGAUCGCCGUCAAGUUCGAGGACGACCAAGAGGGGUGGAUGGCCUGCUUCUGCUCCGCCGUCGCCCUCGAAUGCAUCAAGCAUCUCCGCCACCUCCUCCCUCGGCACCACCGCCACACCCCGCCCCGCCGAGCCGGAGCCUCCGGAGCCGGUGUCCACCUCGUACCGCGACGAGCCGUCGCCAACGCCCGCGCCGUCGCCCGCGCCCGCGCCCGCGCCCGCGCCCGCGCCGGAGCCGGAGCCGGCGCCCGCGCCGGCGUCCUACGAGUCCAAGCCCGAGGAUCCGCCGGCGCCGGUGUCGACCUCCGCUUCGACCGUCUACGAGGCGGAGAAGAAGAGCGGCAUCUUCGGCACACUCGGCAAGGGCAUCACGUCGCUUGCUCACGCCGUCGUCCCGACGCCCAAGAAGGACUCGGUCCGCGAAGAGAAGAAGGAGUCCCGCCGCGAGGAGGAGGAGCCAGUGGCGCCGCCGGCGGACGAGGUGCCGGAGGGAAGCCCGGAGGAGAACCGCAAAGUGUGGUUUGAGUAUGCGGUGGCGACGGGCGACUACACCCUCGCAAACGAGCUCUGGGUCACACCCGAGGAGAAGGCGAUCUGCGACGGCCUCAAGACGCCCGCGCCGGCCGGCGAGGUUGACGUCGAGGAGGCUCGCUGCGCGUGGCUCGACUACCACAUCGCCGAGGGCGAGUUCGGCAAGGCGGAGGAGAUGUGCGUCGGCCCCGAGGACUUCGCAAAGGUGAGCGCCGCGCAGGACGCCGCGCGCACGGAGUGGCGCGACUACGAGAUGUCUUGCGGCAACUACAAGACGGCGAUGAGCUACUCGGUCACCGACGAGGAGAUCGCAGAGUGCGAGCAGGCGAGAGACGCGAUGUUUAAGAAGGAGUGCGAGACGGGGAGCUACAAGAAGGCGCUCAAGCAGGCGAAGACGCCGGAGCAGGUGGCGGAGGUGGAGAAGUACCAGGAGGCGGGGCGCGUGGCGUGGAUGGAGUACCACGCCGCGUGCGGCGACACCAGCGCCGCCCUCAAGUACGCCGUCACGGACGAGGAGGAGGAGAAGUGCAAGCAGGCUGGCAUCGACAAGUGCGAGUCGAACCGCAAGGAGUGGCUCGCGUUCUACACCGAGAAGGGCGACUACAGGAAGGCGGAGGAGUGCUGCGUCGAGCCGGCAGAGUACGAGGCCGUCGCCGCAAAGAAGGAGGAGGACCGCAAGGCGUGGCUCAAGUACGCGAUCGAGACUGCCGACUACAAGAGCGCCGAGCAGUACGCCGUCGACGAGGCCGAGGCGGCGGAGGUGGCCGCGUCCAAGGCUGCGUACCCCGAGGUGUGCCGCAGCCAGUGGCGCGUCUACUACCUCGAGACGAAGCAGUACAAGAAGGCAAAGGACUGCUCCGUCACCCCGGAAGAAGUCGCGGAGUGCGAGGCCGCCGAGGCGCGGGGCGAGGGCGGUGUCCGCGCGGCGCAGACCGGACACGCUGGGUCCGAGGAGCAGUCGCGGACGGAGUGGAAGGCCUAUUACGUCGAGACGACCCAGUACGAGAGGGCCAUCGGCAUGUGCAUCACGCCGGAGGAGGAGGCGGAGGUGGACGCCUCGUUCGAGGCGGUGCGGCAGGCGCACGUGGCGGAGCUGAAGAAGAAAGGCAAGUACCACGAGGCGAAGAAGUACGCGCUGUCGGACGAGGAGGUCAAGGCGUGCGACGAGGAGGAAGACGCCAACCAGGAGGUGUGCCGCGUCGAGUGGUACAAGUACCACCUCGAGUGCGGCAAGUACAAGGAGGCGAAGGCCCUCGCGGUCACGCCCGAGGAGGACGCCGAGUGCGAUAAGGCCGAGUCCGAGCAGCUCGAGACGAACCGCACCGCGUGGCUCGGGUACUACCAGGCGGCUCGCUUUGCGGAUCUCGGCGGGAUCUCGGCGGGAUCUCGGCGGGAUCUCGGCGGGGUCUCGGCUCACCUGCUCGGCUCUCGGACGCUACAGGAGAUCGGCGACUACACGAGCGCGAAGGCCCUGUGCUGCUCCAAGGAGGAGGACGAGGAGUGCAGCAAAAUCUUCGAUCAGUACCGCAGCGAGUGGUUGCGCUACGCCAUGGACAACAAGGACUACGCGCUGGCCAAGAAGUACUCCGUCACCCCCGAGGAGCUCGCGGCGUGCGAGGCGCUCAAGUGAGCGCACGGCAGGCGCUCUGCCCUGGGCUCUCUCGAGCAUGGAAGGGCGCCGGCAGCCCCUUCCCCGCCCGCCUCGCGUCGCUGCGGCGAGCGUGCGAGGGGACUGAUGUUGGGACUGACGAGACGCUGACGGGCGUGUGCGGGCGUUGGUAUCUAUUCUGCGCUGCGCGGCGGCGAAGCCGAUAGCCUGGGUGAUGCUCCGAUAAACCC